Messenger RNA from Halichondria panicea, 4339 nucleotides. Its product is annotated as cleavage and polyadenylation specificity factor subunit 1-like. Gene Ontology annotation, cellular component: mRNA cleavage and polyadenylation specificity factor complex; nucleus. Gene Ontology annotation, molecular function: protein binding; nucleic acid binding. NCBI's taxonomy places the organism in Eukaryota, Metazoa, Porifera, Demospongiae, Suberitida, Halichondriidae. The record is from RefSeq and is a predicted model, not a curated record. The transcript has 30 exons. The coding region runs from base 50 to 4216 and encodes 1388 amino acids.
ACAUCCUCACCCACGUGGCUUCCUUUUUUCUAGUGAUUGUAUUAAAGCUAUGUAUGCCGUCUACAGAGAGGUGCACCCUCCCACAGGGAUAGAGCAUUGCUUAGAAUGUCAUUUUGUGGACAGCAGUCAAAAAAAUCUCGUCGUAGCGGCCACAUCAGUGCUCAGAGUGUUUACACUUGUAAAGGACCUCGAAGAGCAUGAUGUGUCGCACGUUUCUGAAAAUAGGCGUAAGGGAUGUCGACUGGUUCAAUUUGGUGAGUACCAUCUCCAUGGCAACGUGCAGUGUAUGGAGAGAGUGAGACUCGGACACAACACUAGGGACACUCUCCUACUCACCUUCAGAGAUGCAAAGCUGUCCCUGGUGGAGUAUGACCCGGAUACAAACGAUCUUAAAGUGGUUUCUCUACAUCAGUUUGAGGAUGAUGACAUCAAGGGAGGUGUGUCUCACAAUAUUAAUCGGCCUUGUGUGCGCUCUGACCCCGAGGGGCGCUGUGCGGCCAUGUUGAUGUACGGGAGUCACCUGGCCGUCAUCCCCUUCAAGCACACCCCCAUCCUCGACGACCCCACUCCAGGCACACCACUCACUCCGGGAUUCGAGUCUCAGGGGGUGGGCCACAGCUUCACUAUUGACCUACUGGGCCUAACUGAGAAGGUGUCGGGUGUGAAGGACUUCCAGUUCAUCCACGGCUACAACAGUCCCACUGUGUUCAUCCUCUUUGAACCCAUCCCCACUUGGGCAGGUCGUAUCACCCUCCGUAAGGACACCUGUUCGAUAGUGGCCCUCUCCCUCAACCUGAGCCCUGGUCAGAACAGCCCCGUCAUCUGGCAGCUGCAGAGCCUCCCCUUUGACAGCUCCUACUGUGUGCCCGUGCCAACACCAAUAGGUGGCAUGUUGAUUGUUGGAGCAAACACGCUGCUCUACAUGAACCAGAGCACCUCCACAGUGGGCAUGGCACUCAACAGUCACACCGAGAACUCCACGAGCUUUGCCCUCCGUCUCCAAAGCCCCGCCCCUUUAUCGAUGGACUGCUCCAGUGCUGUGUUUAUAGAUGGCGAGCGUUUAGUAGCCACUGUUAGAAACGGAGACAUAUAUCUCAUCACUCUGAUACCCGACGGAAUGAAGGGGGUUAGGAACAUCGUCAUGGAGAAGACAGCUGUCGGAGUUCUGGCCUCUUGCAUCUGCACGCUUGGAGCGGAUCAUGUGUUCCUUGGAUCUCGACUGGGGAACUCCCUACUCUUGCACUGCUCUGCAGCUGGUGGUGAUGGGCCUCCUCCCGAGAAGAAGAUCAAAACUGAAGACAAACCAAGUUCAGACACUGGUGAUUUCGAGGUGUACAAGAGUGACCUGUCCAGUGUGUCCCCGUCAGUGCAGCUGGAGUUGUGUGACUCACUGCUCAACAUUGCCCCCAUCAAGAGCUGCACAGUGGGACAACCCGGCUAUCUCUCAGAGGAGUUCAUGACCUCAGAGUGUGAUAUAGACUUGGUGACAGUGAGUGGGCACGGUAAGAACGGUGCUCUGUGUGUAGUCCAGCGAGGAGUACGCCCACGCAUCGUCACGACCUUUGAACUACCAGGCUGUAAGGACAUGUGGACAGUGCUGGAGAAACAAGCGGAUGGCAGUGCUAGUGAGCAUGGGUUCCUUAUUCUGAGUCAAGAGGACUCGACGAUGGUACUUCAGACAGGACAGGAGAUCACUGAACUUGACUCGUCCGGUUUCUCUGUGGAGACGCCCACUGUCUAUGCUGGGAACAUGGCGGCUGGUCAGCUGAUUGUUCAGGUCACCACUACUGGUAUGCGUCUGUUGAGGGGCUCUGAGUUAAUUGCUCGUGUAGCACUCGAUAUGGGGGGCGGUGUGCAGUCAUGUAGCAUUACCGACCCCUAUGCUGUGAUCCUAUUGGCCGAUGGAACUCUUGGACUUGUAGAAGUACAAGACAACCCGGACUCUGACCCCACUUUGCAACUCACCUGGCCGGAGCUUCCCAAAGGGUCAAAGGUUAUGCUGACAUCUGCCUACAUGGACACUAGCGGAUUAUUUGUCACGAUGUCACAUUGCAAUAAAGCCACACCCAUCAGUAAAGAGGCUGCACCCGCCCACCCUGCAAGGGACGACCUCGAUGAUGAAGAUGAGUUGCUGUAUGGAGACCUAUCAGCCCUCGUGACGGCAACCAAGAAACAGUCCAGUGUUCCCAUGGAGACAGAUGAAGCCCCACCCCAUGACACCACCCUUCCCCCGGUAGACACACACUGGACUGGCCUGUAUCGUGAGGAUGGUUCACUAGAGAUCUACUCACUGCCGACCUUUGACCUUGUUUUUAGCGCUCGAAACUUCUCAUCAUCUCCUCGGACUCUCAUUGACAGCGGACCCGUAUCGUUGUCAAGCUCUGGUGCUCCGAUACUCCACCCCUCUGAGACGAGGGUGAGUGAGGUACUGCUGACUGGACUCGGGGGACACCCUCGAAUAGUGGCCCUCAUAGAAGAGGAGUUGGUGAUCUACACUGCCUUCCACUGUGACCAGCGGCAACAUCCCUCACACCUGCAGCUGCGCUUCAGUAAGGUCCAUCACGAGGUUCUCUUGCAGGACAGAAAAGCACAGACUGUCAAGAAACAGCUGAGUCAGCAAAACUCUGAUCCUGCCGAUGAGCUAGGGUCAAAGUUCUCUCAUCGACUGAGAGCCUUCAGUGACGUUUCUGGAUACAGUGGGGUGUAUGUGUGUGGGACUUACCCUCACUGGAUCUUCACCAGUGACCGAGGGACUCUCCAACUCCACCCCAUGACUGUAGAUGGCCCCGCCCUCUCAUUCGCACCAUUCAACAACGUUAACUGCCGACAGGGCUUCCUAUACUUCAACUCUGAGGGAGAGCUUCGUAUCUGUGUGCUGCCAAGUCACAUGACCUACGACUCCCCCUGGCCGAUACGUAAGGUCCCCACACACUGCACUGUACAUCAGGCCUCCUACCAUAUGGAGAGUAAGACCCACGUGGUCAUCACCAGCGAGCAGAGCCCCAUCCAAGAACUGCCCCUAGGGGACGACCCAGAUCAUACAGAGAAGGUGGAGCGAGAUGAUCGUUUUGUGUUCCCGAUGGAGGACACGUUCCACUUGCAACUCUAUUCUCCGUUGUCGUGGGAACCCGUACCAAACACUAAACACUCUAUGGAUCGCUACGAGCGUGUGGUUACAUGCAAGGUGAUGAGACUGCGUAGUCAAGAGACACUGAGUGGGCGUAAGGAAUACAUCGUAGUGGGCACUACUAUCAUCACAGGGGAGGAGUUUCAGUGCAAGGGAAAGAUCCGGAUAUUUGAGGUGAUUGAAGUCAUUCCUGAGCCGGGGAAACCCCUAACCAAGCACAAGCUAAAGAGUCUGUACAAUCAGGAGCAAAAAGGUACGAUCUCAGCCCUCGAGUCGGUGGAUGGGCUCAUCCUGGCCUGCAUGGGGCAGAGGAUAUUCAUGUGGCAGUUUAAGGACAACAAGGACUUGCUGGGGAUGGCCUUCAUAGACACGGACAUCUACAUCCACACCGCCGUUGCCCUCAAGAAUUUCAUUCUCAUAGGAGACAUUUCUCGUAGCAUUCAGCUCCUCAGAUACAAGGAGAAUCUACGUACACUCUCGCUGAUAAGCCGUGACCGGUUCCCAUCGGAGGUGUAUGCAUGUGACUAUUUGGUUGAUGGGCAACAGCUGGGCUUCAUUGCCUCAGACUCUGACCAGAACAUUGUGCUGUACCAGUACCAGCCGGAAACACCGGAGAGUGAUGGUGGGCUGUUCCUGACCAGACGUGGGGACUUUAACGUUGGUAGUCAUGUCAACGCCUUCCUGAGGGUACACUGUAAGAGUGCAGCACCUCCCGGGGCCUCCAAUGAGGUGAAAGCUCUCAUGGUCGAGAAGAGAGAUGUAACUUUUCUAGCCACUCUGGACGGUGGUAUUGGCUGCAUCCUGCCAGUAGCCGAGAAGACCUAUCGACGUCUGCUCAUGCUCCAGUCAAAGCUGGUACAGGGACUACCUCAUAUUGCAGGCCUUAAUCCAAAGGCAUUCAGGAUGUUCUCCUCCCACUUCCAGUACCUCUACUCCCCUCAACGAAACAUUCUGGAUGGCAAGUUGCUAUGGAGAUACCCACAACUAAACAACAAAGAGAAAACAGACUUUGCCAAACAAAUUGGUACUACCCCCUCUCAGAUUUUAGAGGACCUCAAAGAAAUUGACAAAAUAUCAUCCAUUUUCUAGCUAUUGUACACGUACUUCAAGUCGUCUUCCCUGUACAUUUGACCACAUGCAUAAUAAUUAUUACAUAUUACAUUUUUGUGGAAAUUUCCAUUCACUUUUGAUAGCGGAUGAAGAUAAUAAUUA